Molecule: messenger RNA, 894 nt
Organism: Necator americanus (New World hookworm)
Lineage: Eukaryota; Metazoa; Nematoda; Chromadorea; Rhabditida; Ancylostomatidae
Exons: 8
Coding region: 1-894 (297 amino acids)
Source: RefSeq, a predicted model, not a curated record
AUGUUCUUGUCGCACCGUAGCUCAAGUCAUCUUCGCGAUCGCGGCGAUAAUGGACCGCUGCGAAAACUGAAAGCUGUAGCCGUUAUGGGCUUCAACAAAGUUCGGGAUCUACCUCUUUCUGGAAUCGUCUAUCUGAACCGUAUAAAGCCAAUAUCUGACGAGUUUAAAGGAGCGAUAGCACGGGCGAACAACACAUUUGUGAGAGAAACAGCGUCGUCACCAUUAAGAGAGCUCGACAUAGAGCCACAAAGGAGCGCAGAGAACGAUUACACAGUAGGUGAUGCAAAUGUGAAAGAAAAUACGGCCUCCGUCAGUGCUGAAUUCCAUCCCGAAAAUGAUGCACACGUCAUGGACUCAGCGGCGGUUCUGCCAACGUUACAUUCGGUUUCCAGCACAGAGGAAACCAUAACAGAACUUCCCACGUUGCCCACUAUUCGCCGGACAACUACGAAAGAAACGGAACUUCAAUCGCUCAAGCCUAAGAAGAAUAUGUUGAAAAUAGCUAUUUCGAAGAAGUCGAAGAAUAUUGGAUCAGCAGAGGAGUACGAUCUGUCAAGGGAAGCACAAAUCGAUCUAGAUCGUCUGAUCACGCAAAUCAAACAGCAGGGGAAGGUCGAUCUCAUAGAGGAGCAUCCUACGGUGACCACUAAAGACUUGCGAAAGACUGGCUAUGUAAGUGGUCGAACCGUCGUCCGACAUGGAAAUCCGAACGCAAAAUUGGUUUCGUUAAGUCGAAGCGCCAAUGUCCAUGCAGGAGAAAUUAUCCGAAAGCCAAGCAAAGCGAAACUGAUUCAACUGAAAAAGAAGAAAUCAUUCGGAAGAGUGGGAUCCUCGCAACGAACUCAACGAAGAGGUCCCGACUUCGACCCGUGGGAACGUAUAGGCCAAAAAUAA